Molecule: messenger RNA, 342 nt
Organism: Fusarium musae
Lineage: Eukaryota; Fungi; Ascomycota; Sordariomycetes; Hypocreales; Nectriaceae
Exons: 2
Coding region: 1-342 (113 amino acids)
Source: RefSeq, a predicted model, not a curated record
AUGGGUAGAGAUUCAUCACCGGUGCAACAGGCGGCCAAGGAGGCUCAGCCGUCAACUCUUUUCUCAGUGAUCCAAAAUGGCGUGUUCGUGGCAUCACCCGGAACCCUUCAAGCCAAAAAAUCAAAGAACCUCGAGGCCUGCGGUGUUGAAGUAGUCCAAGCCGACUUGGAUGACAGGGCCUCACUAGCCAAGGCUUUCCAGGAGCAAAUGUCAUCUUUGCGGUCAGCGACUUUUGGGGGCAUCUACAACGACCCAAGGAACCAAAACAAACCAGAGCCGGAUCAAGCUCUUAACGAGUGGACAAAGGUUCAAGAAACCCAACAAACUCAAGAAUGCCAUUGA